Ogataea polymorpha is the source of this 1476-nucleotide messenger RNA. RefSeq lists its product as uncharacterized. The record is from RefSeq and is a predicted model, not a curated record. Bases 46 to 1218 code for a protein of 390 amino acids. Gene Ontology annotation, cellular component: plasma membrane; high-affinity iron permease complex. NCBI's taxonomy places the organism in Eukaryota, Fungi, Ascomycota, Pichiomycetes, Pichiales, Pichiaceae. Gene Ontology annotation, molecular function: ferrous iron transmembrane transporter activity. Gene Ontology annotation, biological process: iron ion transmembrane transport. The transcript has a single exon.
UCUCCCCCGUUCCAAAAUAAACAAAAUAGUUGAUAAUUCCUAUCAAUGGCAAACAGAGUUUUUACGGUCCAAAUCUUCUUCAUUGUUUUGAGAGAGACUUUGGAAGCCGUUAUCGUCGUUGCGGUUCUUCUUGCUUUCUUGAAACAGAGCUUGGGAGCUCGGAGUCCUGCUGUGCACAAACAGCUUCGGAAACAAGUUUGGUGGGGUGCAGGUCUGGGUGUUCUUAUCUGUUUGAUCCUGGGAGGUGCAUUUAUUGGUGCAUACUAUUCUCUAGACAACGAUAUUUGGUCCAAAUCUGAAGACUUAUGGGAAGGUAUUUUCUCCCUUAUCGCCACUGUCCUCAUUUCUUUUAUGGGUAUUGCCAUGCUGAGAGUCAACAAGAUGCAGGCUAAGUGGAGAGUCAAAAUUGCCAGGGCCUUAGUGACACCACCUGCCAGCAAGGCCGAACGGUUCAAAUUCGGCUACCUCGUCAAAAAAUACUCCAUGUUUAUUCUUCCAUUCAUCACAUGUUUGAGAGAAGGUCUAGAAGCCGUUGUUUUUGUUGGCGGUGUCACUAUGACUUCCCCAGCUUCUUCAUUUCCGUUGCCAGUUGUUUGUGGUUUGAUCGCUGGUAUCGCUGUCGGUGUCUUCCUGUUCUAUGGAGGUUCCACGGUUUCACUGCAACUAUUCUUGUGCAUCUCUACUGCUAUCCUGUAUCUGAUUGCUGCUGGUCUAUUUUCUAGAGCAGUCUGGUACUUCGAGACCUACAUCUUCAAUCAACAGACUGGUGGUGAUGCCUCCGAGAACGGUUCCGGUCCAGGUACUUAUAACAUCAAGAAGUCUGUUUGGCACGUGAACUGCUGCAACCCAGAGACAGAUAACGGUUGGGAUGUUUUCAACUCUUUGCUCGGAUGGCAGAACUCUGCCACCUACGGUUCCGUUUUGUCGUACAACAUCUACUGGAUUGCAGUCAUUGUGACCUUGCUUUUGAUGUAUUACGAGGAAAGACACGGCCACCUUCCAUUCACGAAAAACCUGACCCUCAGAAAGUUGAACCCAAUGUGGCACAUCAAGAAGAAGGGUAAGAACGAGUUGUCUGCCGAGGAAGAGGCCCGUCUUUUCAAGGAAGCCAAUAGGAAGCUUGUUGAGCAAGCGCAGAAUUUUGGCGAAUCGAGCGAAUUAGGGGCUGCCAAAGUUGAGAAGGUCACUGCCGAUGAUGAAGCAACUGCUUUGAAAUAAGGGCAGACCGAAAAUAAGACUGGCUAUGUGAGAUCAUCGAACACACACACACACACUCCUGAUGAUUGAUCAGAACCGGUCGCGUUGGAGGUGCUGCUCAUUUCUUUUAAUAUUACACACACACAGGGGAACUAGAAUGGGGGAGAGAGUCCGUUCAAUGGCCCUUGAUGGAAAAUCACACACACACACACACCGUAUCUUUCAGUCAGUCAAACUUUCCUUGAAGUUUUUGAGAUUUGACGUUAUGGUAUCUGAUUU